UAUCUGAAAUUUUAUGUUGACACGUGGGAGCCGACUUUUCAAUAACCGUCUCCUUUUAUCUCGAGUCCAGAACAUAAACAAUCACAAAUUCUUGCACGAUGGUGAAUCACGUGACCAUGGCGUGAGGAAUUCCAAGCAACGGCAGUUUACAUCCCAGCGAAGAGUGGUCCGCGCGCGAAGAAUGGCUCGACUUGGAUUGCUGUUGAUGACAGUGACAUGGACACUUUCUGCCGAGAGCGAGGGCAAAGUGUGGAUAUUCUCCGUCAGCGCGAACCGCCGACCUUUCAACUAUGCGGAUGAGACUGGGAAACUUGUGGGAUUUGAUUUGGACCUCAUAAACAAAGUGUGUUCCACGGCUGGCGUGAAGUGUGCGCCCACAGUACAACCCUUCUCUGAGUGUAUACAGACUGUCGACGGUCGCUUCUUUCCAGGGCGAGGUUUAAUGUCCGGCUGGUUUGACGCGUGCAUGGGUUACACAAUCACCCAGGAACGGGUCAACGCUGUCCAGUUCACGAACCCCUAUAUCCAGACUUACGCCAAGUUCACGGUCAAGCCGGGCAACCCCCGUGGGGUCAACCUGAACACCCUGUCACAAGCCACAAUCACUCAUCUGAACGGUGCCUACACCAACCAGCAAUGUCUGAACCGGCUCAACUACUCCGUCAGCGGGGUGGUCGUUGCUCCCAACCUUCCUGUGGCAAAGGAGCUGGUUCUAAACGGCACGGUCGACGCAGCAUUCUCACCAAGGUCGAGAAUACCUGACCUUGAGACGCUGGACAUCACCCUUCAGUGUGACCUUGGUGGCGUGGCUGUCAUGGUAACAAAGGGAAGUACGCUCUCUGAUUGGUGGAACCCAGCUUAUGAAAAGUUCGUAAAGUCGGGAGAAUAUCAGAAAAUGUGUGAAGCAUGGCGGUCCAGGUCAACAUUGUCUAUCAAAUGCUUCGAGGAUGCAAGCCAUGCAGAGGUGAAAGCGAGUUGCCAAACUGUAGCAGUGGUCAGUUGGUGUUUGACUGUCACAAUGCUGCUGGUCAGUCUCUAUAAUAGCGGGUUCCGGAGAUAACCAGCGUCCUUCGGUCCAGAAAACAGGAAACACUUCUAACGGACGUUACACAGGAUGCCCAGUCUCAAAUACGGCACCGAAAUGGCAGGAACUUCUUGCCGAUAUAAAACUCAGUCGUAUUCCAUUAAGUUCAUAUUAUACAUGACACUAGAAUACAGUAAAACUCCGUUAAUCCGGACACCUUAUUAUUAACGCCUAUGUGUAUGCAUGAAGGACACAGUGCUGUAUCAAUAACCAAACAAAUCUCAAUGUGAACAGUACCCCCAAACAAAGGCAGCUGUUCUGUUGACAGAACCAAUAACAACGUCCGAUUAUGAAGGUUAUACUCCGGAUAUAACGAACCCCUUUCUUGACAUUUCGUUUUAACCGAUUCAAAAGCACCUCUCCUCUGUGUUGACCUGUGUUUAGUACUUCAGCAAUAGUCCACCUCUUUCACGUGACACAUUUUGUAUGUCGUAUAUUUUAUAUAAGUAAAUAAACCUUUUAGUU
Messenger RNA from Haliotis rubra (blacklip abalone), 1549 nucleotides. RefSeq lists its product as uncharacterized. The record is from RefSeq and is a predicted model, not a curated record. Bases 14 to 1060 code for a protein of 348 amino acids. The transcript is spliced from 9 exons. NCBI's taxonomy places the organism in Eukaryota, Metazoa, Mollusca, Gastropoda, Lepetellida, Haliotidae.